Messenger RNA from Protopolystoma xenopodis, 603 nucleotides. Lineage: Eukaryota; Metazoa; Platyhelminthes; Monogenea; Polystomatidea; Polystomatidae. The record is from the annotation of a GenBank genome assembly.
AUGAAACUCCUACGUAACUCGAUGCUGCAUUCUGAAGGAAAGGUGAUUGCGACGGAUGCUGACAUCAACGCCAAUGGCAACUUGACCUAUUCCAUUCGUCAGAGCACUGGUCCAGCCGAUCUAUUCGACAUUAACGCCCGCAGCGGUGUCAUCUUUUUGCUUCGUCAGGUACCUCUCAACUGGCGCGCAUCGGGUCUACCUUUACCGCAGACUUCAGGCAAAUCGGAGACGGGCAAAACCACAGGUAGAGAUCCACGAGAAAGUGGAGACGGCCUCAGUAACAGCGAGACUCGAUGGCUCGACAACACAGAUACUUCGCAACUUGGAGGCCUGGCACAGAUAUCGAGGGAGGAAGAUGAGUCGGACGAGUCACUGGCAUCUCAGUUGGAUACGAAGAAUCGCUAUGAGGCGGGACACAACUGGCCGCCCUAUCUGGUGCGUGUGGAGGCUUGCGACCAAGGACAAAAGCCUCGAUGCUCCAGCUUCUCGAAUUUGCAGAUACAGGUAGUCAUUCUUGCCUUUGUCUGUAAUCCAGUUGGGAUCAGAUUGGGUCAGCACCGCUUCCUUCUAAAAGUUCACUUUGCUGCCAAACACAAUAAAUAA